AUGUGGUGUAAGGUAGGCGGAGACGUAGGGGGCGAAUUGCCGGUCACAAAGUUUUCGGCUCUUGUCAUUCCGAUGUUGCCCGCUCGGCCUGCGACUUUAAAACGCCGAAACGCCAGUGUACACAAGGCGCAUAUUUGUCUGACCGAUGUUUGUUCAGCGUGGCAAUCCGGCUUCGCUGAACUUCUUCUGAUGGCAAGUACCACUCUCGCCCUUUACAACACUACACGUUUCGUUGACCUUCUUUCAUCGCCUGUCGUCAGUCACACUUGCGGUCAGCGGGCGAACUGGCCGUCAUCGUCAAAUGAACGACAACUCCUUGACGCCAGCAGCAGCGGCAGUAACUCGCAUCGCUUCGUCUCGUUUUGCCUCGCCUCUUUCUCCUCCCUGUCGGCUCUUCUCACUCGCCUGUUGACAAAGCAACGGAAGGAUCAACUGACCAGCUAUCCACAGCAUUCACCGAAUCACAGCCGCGGAUACGAUGGCUUCGAAAUAUGCACGUGUGGCGAAGAAACGGAUUUCGGCAAGCAUCUCCGGUAA
Molecule: messenger RNA, 537 nt
Organism: Soboliphyme baturini
Lineage: Eukaryota; Metazoa; Nematoda; Enoplea; Dioctophymatida; Soboliphymatidae
Source: the annotation of a GenBank genome assembly